Molecule: messenger RNA, 306 nt
Organism: Brenthis ino (lesser marbled fritillary)
Lineage: Eukaryota; Metazoa; Arthropoda; Insecta; Lepidoptera; Nymphalidae
Source: the annotation of a GenBank genome assembly
AUGAUGUUUGAGGCGGGGUGCGUUCGGCGUCGCGGCGGCGCGCUGCGGCGGGUGGGGCUGCACGCCAUUGGCCGGCACAGCUUCGGGUGCAGCGCCUUGACGCAUGCACCCUGCGGCCACUAUUACUGCGUCAACGGCGGGCGGCGCGCGCGGUGCGAUUAUGAAUGGCGCGUGACGCAGCGCUCGGUGCCAGCCUAUGCAAGCACGCGCGCUCGCGCCGCACUCACUCCGCUGCUCUCGCUCACUGCGCUCGAACGGUACGCUCUGCGCGCCCUGCCACCGUCGCUUGCGCUAUCAUUGACUAAC